This is a messenger RNA of Sporothrix schenckii 1099-18, 4671 nucleotides long. RefSeq lists its product as uncharacterized. Lineage: Eukaryota; Fungi; Ascomycota; Sordariomycetes; Ophiostomatales; Ophiostomataceae. The record is from RefSeq and is a predicted model, not a curated record. The transcript has a single exon. Bases 1 to 4671 code for a protein of 1556 amino acids.
AUGAACCGCAAACCACCCGGCCCUUCGGGGCCACCACCGCCUGGCCAUCACACCGAUCACACAGACCACACUGACCACAGCGACACCGACACCGACAGUCACGAUAGCCACGAUAGCCACGAAACCCGCGAAACUCACGACGGAUCACAUCCUCCUCCUCCUCCUCCUCCUCCUCAGGCACCGAAACCUGCCGCAAACCAAGGACGUUCGCGUGCAACAGCAGCCGCACCACAGCCGCCGCCAAUACCACCGGCUGCGGCUCCUCCCCCGGCAGAUGCACCGACUCCCUCAAGUCCACCACUGCCCGAAGGUGCAGGUGCAGAUUCUGGGCGGAUGCCGCCGCCUCCCAUUGGCCGCCGGGCCAAGAAGUUGAACAUCAACCGGAACAGACCCACCGAGCCCAGCGCGCCGCCAAGCAACGCCCCUACCAACAACAGCACUGCUGCACCGCCCCCUUCACCCUCUCCCGUAUCGUCACCUCCCUCUCGCUCGCCGUCUCGGUCGCCGUCUCGCUCACCGUCUCGUUCUCCACAUGGUUCACCUCCACGCAAUCCACGGCGCCGGCGCCGGCGCGGCAACACACCUCCUCGGUCGUCCGAGUCGCCCUUGCUCGGCGAGAACGGUGCGGUCGUUCACUACAACGGCAGUCGCCGCCGGCAAAACGCAGACCACGAGGACGACGAUGAAGAGGAUGUGUACGAGGGCCGCGACCGCCGUGACCAUCGCAGUCGGCGUGACGACCGGGACCGGCGCGACAACAACCGGCGACAUCACGGCGACCACGACGACCACGGCGACCACCCCGAUGUCAUGGACGCUGCUGGGAGCGCCAUUAUGUCGUCGCCCUGGAAAACGUCGCUCCUGUUUCUGGCCGCAGUGGCCGCCGCGACCUUUUGUGUGGACCGCAUGUGGCCCAAGGGCGUCACCUACGGCGAGAAGGAGGCCUGGGAGAUCCGCGAAGAGGAGUACGCUCGGCACCACGGCCACGCGCCACACCCGCACCCGCGUGAUGCGGACGGUGCACGAGGCUCGCCGCGCAACUCGCGUCCGCGUGUCGAACGGGUCAGCGACCGGUCCGUGGACGACCGGCGGAUGGGCGACCGACGCUACAGUGACCGCCAAGCGCCCCGCCAGCGCAUGCGUGAGCGGCCAUACGAACGGGAAUACGAACGGGACCGCGAAGGCGGGCGGACGCGGGAUGUGAUGGAUGGACCUCCGCAACCACGUGGUAGCCGCCGCAGGGUCGGCGACAUGGAGACCGAGAAACCCCUGAUGGACGAGAAAUACGACCCCGAGUACACCGACCGGCGUCGAAGCAUGCGCAGUGUGCGCGGUUCACCAGGCGAGGCAGGGCCCGAAGGCGUACCUGGAUCUACUGUUCCUCGUAUGACCCGUGGUGUUACGUUCCAAGAAGUCACCGUCGACCCGCGAGAUUCACGAGAAUCGCGGGACCCUCGCAACAUGCGCGACCUGCGCGACUCGCGCGACAUCCGCUACGACCCCAGCGACGCCGACGACAACUUCCGCUACCUGCGCGAGCGCCGUGCACGCAACAAUGGCAACCCUUAUCCAAACCGGCGGGCCACAUGGGACGCUUCGACUGCGGGUGCGACCGCGGCAGCGACGCUGGCCACAGGUGCCGCAGUGGCCAUGGCCGCCGACGAAGACGGUCCGUUGCGCCGGAGGCGGCCCAACGGAGCUGGCGGCAGCAUGCGUGAGCGGGACAUGCCUCGCGACCCACGGGACCCACGAGACCCGCGGGACUCGCGUGAUUUUCGCGACGGCCGAGGGGAUGCGCGUGAGGUGCGCGACUCUCGUGACUUCCGUGACCCCAAUCCUCGGCGAUCGUCUCUCUAUGCCCACGGCAACGGAAAUGUCAUGCUCAACCACUCCGACGUCGCUGGUGACCGGGGCAGUUUUCCACGGGACGGGCCGCGCCAAGAACAAAUGCCCUCACGACGGCCGUCAUAUCGCGAACCGGAGCAAGACCGUGAACCAGAUCGCCGGUACGCUCGCCAGACGCGUCAAAGCGGGGCAGAUCAAGAGUUUGAUGCUGGGGACGCCCGUGGCCAUUAUCGCCGGUCGGAUGGCGCCUCGGCCGCCGCUGUCGCUGCCACCGCCGCAUUGGCUGCCGGCGCAGGUGUUGCAGCCAUGUCCACAGGCCGUCGUGACCGCCGUGGCGACGACUAUAAUGGCAGGGUUUCGCCCCCUGCGCGUCUGAACCGCUACUCGACUGUCCACACGGUCGAUGGACCCCUCCGCCAACCGGAGCCCAUUGCAUAUGGGGACGACGAUGGUGUCCGCGAGAGAGGAGGACGAGGUGGUGCGCGUGGAGGUGGCUAUGGCGUCCCGCCAGAGUAUCGUGAAUCGGAUUCGGAGGCGCCUGUAUAUGACCGCGUCCACAGCCGUGUGCCAAGCCGCAGUGGCGGCCGGACACCAGAGAGUGACAGCCGUGGUGGCGCCGACGAUCUGGCUGAUUCUUCCGAGGAUGAACCCCCACGUCCUGCUGCAAGACGGAUGCAGACGGGCCGGUUGUCACCGCAACCUCCGCAACCUCCACCACCUUUGUUGACUCGCACGUCACCGCCCAUGGAGGGCCGGGCUCCAACACCUGUUAUCCUGAGUUCGUCCGACGAGGAGGGCGGUCGACGACGACAGCGCAUACGCCCGCAACAGCCACCGCCGCCACGCGAGACAUCUCCACGACGCCAGCCGCGCACAUUCCCUGUGGUGUCCGACUCGGGCGUCGCCGACAGCCUGGUCGAUAGUCUUGCGGACAGCCUGGCCGACUCGGACUCGGACGCGGCCCCGACAAAGCCGCUGCCCCGCCGUGAACGCGCGCAGCAGCGGUCCGAUGAGAGCCUGCAUGUCUACCCCAAGACGCCGGCGCGGCCCUCGGCUAUGGCACCCGGUGUGGCGUACGAGACCGAGUACAUGACCGGCGCAGCAGGACUGCCACGCCAACGCCGUAGCGACGUGAGCAUGAGCGGCAGCAGCGGCAUCGUGUCGUCGCCGCCCACGACGCGGCAGGGCCAUCGGCCGGUGGACGAGAACGGUGUCAGCGAAGCCGACGGCGACAGCGACGCCACUGUGGAGGACGGCCGUGAUCGGCGUGGCAAAGACGGCAAUCGUGGUGGCAGUAAGCGAGGCGCAGUUGGUGCUGCUGGCGCCGCCGCGGGUGCUACGGCCCUGUCCCUUGUCUUGCAUCCCACCGAGCGGCCGAAGCGGGAAUACUACACGGGCAUCGACUAUUCUGACGAAGAUGCUCGCAGUUUCGGGAGCCGUGGGAGCCGUGAGAGCCUUGGCAGCCGUAGUGGUCGCUCGUCGCCUUACACGAUGCCCUCCCCACCCCCGGCAGGAGGAGGAGGAGGUGGAGGAGGAGGCGGCGGUAGACGCCGCCCAGCUGGUGGCUAUCCCGACGACAGCGACCAUUCCCCGAGCCCCCCUUCACGCCAGGCACGGGCUGCUGCUGCUGGCGCGUCCUUUCUGUCCGAGGACUUUUCCGCUCGCCCGUCCGACAACUCGUCCCUGCGUGACCGCUACCGAAAUGAGGAGGGCGGUGUCGGCGGCAUUGGUGGUAGCGGCCUGCGCAGUCGCCAUUACCGCAGCCGGGGUAGUCUUCAGAGUAGUCAGAGUAGUGGUGGUAGCAAUGACAGGAGCGGCAGCGGUAGCAGUCGAAGCCUCGGUCCAAGGGACGGUCGGCGCAGUGCAUACGUCCCGAGUCCGCCGCUUGCUGGUCGCGCCACCCGCGGCGUACCGCCAUCGUCCAGCAACACGACACCCAUGAGCGAGGGAGACCUCUCCGACAGUGAGCUCGGCACCCGCGCCCGUCGCUAUGGCCGCCGUGAGGGCGGUGCGAGCAACGGACGCGACUACCUGUCGUACAAGGGCUACCGCAGCCACAAGAGCUACGACGAGGACGAGGACGAGGACAGCGCCAGCGCCAGCGAUGGCGACCGCGAGCGGGACGAAUACAGCGACGAUGGGAGCCGCUCGCGAGGGACGCACAGCCUGCGCAGCUACGGGUACGAACAUGAUGGCCGUGGUGGCAGCGACAGUGGCAGCGACAGUGGCAGCGACCGAGACAGUGACCGAGAUAGCGACGGUGAUACCGUACGCUACAGCACAGCCUCCGGGCCUGUUCGGCCGACCCGUCUGGGCGCCGAGGCCACGGAAGAGGCGCGCAUUCGGGCCCGACAGGACGAGAUUGACCGCGACCGUCUCCAGGCCCUGCGCGAGAAGGAGGAGCGGCAGCGCGAAUGGGACGACCUGCGCAUGCACGACAAGGCCGCCAUCCGGGCGCGCAUGGACACUCGGGCGGCCAGUGGCUCCGGUGGGAAUGGCACCUACGGAACCUAUAGCACCUAUGGCACACAUGGCACCUAUGGCACCUACAGCGGCAGCGGCAGUUCGCUGCCCCGAGCCAGUGGCGGCACGACCGGCACGGCCUCGGACCCGGCUGACCCCCGCACGAAGCUAAUGCGCGAGCUGGACGAACAGGAGCGGCUGGCCCGGGAAAAGCAGCAGGACGCCCUGGAGCGCGCAGCGGCCGCCAAGGUGCGCGAGCAGCACCUGCGGGAGGUGGACUUGCUCGAGCGGAAGCGCGAGGCGCGCGAGCGGCAGAGGCGGGACCGUGCGUUCGAUGCCGUGAAGCGGUCGUCGGGUGUUUAG